Molecule: messenger RNA, 1913 nt
Organism: Ceratina calcarata
Lineage: Eukaryota; Metazoa; Arthropoda; Insecta; Hymenoptera; Apidae
Gene: Swip-1
Product: EF-hand domain-containing protein D2 homolog Swip-1
Exons: 4
Coding region: 269-856 (195 amino acids)
Molecular function (GO): calcium ion binding
Source: RefSeq, a predicted model, not a curated record
AGCUACACGGCAUCAGUGCACGCUGGUUCACCGCGCCGGUUACACGGUUGCAGUCCUACGUGACAUCCGCUCAUUUGAUAAACGUCGCAAUUUUCGAACAUCGUUUACUCUUUUUGUAUCGUUUUACUUGCGAAACAUUUCGUUAAAAUUGAAUUCAGUUUGAAUCGGGUAUUCGAGCGUGUCAAGAAUCGCGAGAUCUAAAUAUCGUAGAAGUCGACGGCGAAUAAAGAGAUCCGAGUAGAGAAGCGGUGUUUGAAAACGAAUCGCGAUGCCGGCAGACGCGGAGCUCAGUAAUCUGCUUAGCAGGAGACAGAAGAUCAACGAGGAACUCGAGGAAGGUAAAGAAGUGAAAAAGCAGUACAAAUUCGUGAACGUUUACACCGAAUUCCACGAGCUGUCCCGUCGCGAAAUCAAGCAGUACGAGCAGACGUUCAACAGGUUCGACGACGGUCACGAUGGGUACCUCGACCUCUCCGAACUCAAACGGAUGAUGGAGGUUUUAGGUGCACCGCAGACGCACCUGGGUUUGAAGGCGAUGAUACAGGAAGUAGACGAGGACGGGGAUGGACGGAUUUCCUUCCGCGAGUUCCUGCUGAUCUAUCGCAAAGCACGUGCGGGGGAAUUGGAACAAGACUCCGGGUUGGGGCAGCUAGCACGUCUCACGGAAGUCGACGUGGACGAAGUGGGAGUCACGGGGGCUAAACAUUUCUUCGAGGCCAAGAUCGAGCAGCUACGAAAGGCGAGCAAAUUCGAGGACGAGAUCCGCAUGGAACAGGAGGAACGGAAGCGCGAGGAGGAGGAAAGAGCAGAGAGGCGGGCGCAAUUCAGGCAGAAGGCAGCUCUGUUUGGCAAUUGAAAGGGAAAUUCGAUUUGCCGAUUGAAAGUAUCGAGCCUAUCCACGCCUACACCUCAGCGGAAUUACGAGCGAUCCUCUUAAUUUGAUUUCACUAGGAUUUGGUCAACCAAGAGAAUUGCGUAGAUUAAUUACAGCCUCGUAAUCGUGUGACCUGCUUCUUCAUUCAACUUUAGGAAAUAUUUGUAGGAGACCUAUAGUAAAGCUGUUCUAUGUUAAUCUUAAGAUCACACGUUGCCAUUGAAUAUUUUGUUGUUUUUAUAUCUAUUUUUAAAAAUACAUCUGAAAAUUGAUCGUAUGAACCUCUUUUUAGAAGGUCGAAUUGUACAAUGAAAUUUUUUAAUAAUAGGAAAAAGACGUUUAUACUGUGUUAUACAGUUGGCAGUGUGUUAAGCUGAGAUUUUCGAGAUUACAUUUUACGUACAUUGCUUUAUACAUGUAAUAAGUAUUAGCUGUGAACAAUGAAAUCUUUUACAUGUUAGGUAGUUAUUUUAAUACGUGGACUUUACUUUUUUAAGUCUUUGGGCUAAUCUGUAUAGAGAAUACUUUAUAUUUUAAGUCGUUAAUGCGUUUCUGUAGGUUCGCACUUGGAUAGGCAUUAAGAAGUAUAACGACUGAUAUUGGUAUAAGUGUAUCUAGAUAAACGUAAUCUGUAUAUGUAUGUAUAUUAAUUUGUUUUUAUGUAUAGAGAAGAAAACAUUUCGCAACAUGCGUUGAAUGUAAAAAUAUUUUCGAAAACUGUCAGAUAUAAAAUAUUUUCCUCAAGAUUUAAAACCGUACAUACAUUUGAUAUACAUCGAAGAUAUUUUUAUCGAUCGAACGAUGUUGAUAAUUUGUAUUUUUAUAAUGUCCACCGUUGAUUUAUAGAUGAAUUAAAUUUGUUUCAGUGAAAUAUAGAACUAUUCUAAAUUAUUUUUGUACGAUGUUUAUGGAGAAGCGUUAGGGAACUCUUAAAAGGUCCUUGUAUAAUUGUUGCGAAUUGUAUGUACAAAUGAAGUACAUGACGUAAUUAAGUUUGUAAAAUUAUUAUGUAAAUAAAUUUUCUUUGGGUUUCAUAUGA